CAAAAUCUCACCAAAUCUCAUUAAAAGAACGAAAAAAUGCUAUAAAACUCAUCAAAAUGAACCAUCAAAGUUUCAUUCAAAAAGACAAUUUGGAAGCAUACCAAACGCAAUUUUGGUACCCCUGUGAGGCAACUCAAUUCAAUGGUACCACCACGCCAAUGAAGCAAAUAGAAGCUUGCCUUCAAAUAGCCAGCAAAGAUAGAAAAGCAUACUCACCCCUAGAUCAAGCUGAAGCCCUUAGUUUGGAAGUCCAAAAUGAGUCUAGGGAUAACAAUAACAGGCAUAACUCACAUAACAAAAACCAUAGUAUUAUAACCUUAUCACCAAUGCUCGCCAAUGCAGGGGCAAUUUUAGAGAUGAAACAACUUUGGGAUGAAUUCCACUCUCUUGGUACAGAAAUGAUUGUCACAAAGGCAGGUAGAAGAAUGUUUCCCACUUUUCAAGUAAAACUUUGCGGUCUGGACUUAAAUGCUGAAUACAUGUUGAUGAUGGACUUUGUACCAGUUGAUGAUAAGCGAUAUAGAUACGCUUUCCAUAGCUCUAGUUGGGUGGUAGCAGGUAAAGCAGACCCUAUUUCGCCCCCUAGAAUCCACGUGCAUCCCGAUAGUCCCGCCACAGGGUCCCAAUGGAUGAAACAAACCGUAUCUUUCGAUAAGUUAAAAUUAACCAACAAUCAAUUGGACGAUAACGGGCAUAUAAUCCUAAACUCCAUGCACAGAUAUCAACCAAGGUUUCACGUUGUCUACUUAACCCCGAAAAACACUCACAACACAGAAGAAAAUUACGAUGGAAAAUUUAAGACUUUCGUAUUCCCUGAAACUGCUUUUACCGCUGUUACAGCGUACCAAAAUCACAGGAUAACCCAGUUAAAAAUAGCCAGCAAUCCUUUUGCCAAAGGUUUCAGAGACUGCGACCCAGAUGAUAGUUCUUCUGAUAUUAUGGCUCAGAAUUCUUCCACCCCACGCCAAAAAACGCCCAGUAGAUCAACCCCAAACUCUUCCACAAAAGAAGAUGAUACUUCCAGCGAUCAUGGUUUGAUUUAUCAAAGUAGAUGCCACCAAAAUCAAGCAACCCUUCCAAAUAACGGACUCACCUCAAUCUCGCAACCGUACGGCUCAGAAUUGUGCAGCUACGGCCCUGUAUACCACCCCCACAACUUUCUACACAACUACAACCCUGUAUAUAGCACGGACAAAAAUAUAAGGGCCACCAACUUCGGUAGAAGUGUUUACGGGAAUUACCCGAAUUUUUAUAACAACGGUAACUUCAGAAGCAAUGCGUACGAUUUUACCCCUAGAUAAUAAAAACAACUUUGUAUUUCCCAAAAAUGUAACCAAAUAUUUUUUAUAACACUUACUGUAAAACCAAAGAUAUUUUUAUUUACACUACAUAUUUAAUUUAUUUUUAAAUACAUA
Brassicogethes aeneus is the source of this 1415-nucleotide messenger RNA. The record is from the annotation of a GenBank genome assembly. Lineage: Eukaryota; Metazoa; Arthropoda; Insecta; Coleoptera; Nitidulidae.